UUUCCAACGUCAUGGCUUCUCCAGCUUCUUUAUGGUCUCGUGUAUGUUCCGUGGCUACUAGACAGUCACCAAGGACCGACAGUCUGGCAUUGGUACUUCAACAUUAGCGGAGAUAGCAGCCGCCCGAUUGGGGGAAAAGAGGGGGAUCUCCGUCUUGACGAUGACGGUCACCCGCCUUAAUUAAUAAGGGAGUGGAAGCCUAUCGAAGUUCGACCAGGAGACUAGAUUAAGAUGAUUGUGGACAGGCCCAGAGAAAUGCUUUAGCCUGGCCAAUGGACAGGGUCGCCGUGAACCUUGGGGUGGAUUACGCUUGACGGUCGCCCGCCCCAAACCCCGUUACAUCCGAAGUUGCUUUCUCAAGCCCCGGCGUUUUUCCUUUCCGUCUCCAGCAUAUUCCAUCAUUAUCGCUGCCCUUUCCCUGUGUGCUCGUCUGACUGAACCAACCAGCUCCUGCAUCGCACAAGCUGUCUCUCCAUAUAUCUGCCCAUGGCUUCCUCCCCGCUAAACCAUGGCCCGGUGAACCCUCCCUCGUCCUCCGAAUCGCUGCCUUCCACUGGCUCUCUGCCGUCGCCCUCAGCAUCAUCAUCGCCCUCACCACCAGCGCCGUCCUCCGCAGCCCCACCGCUAUCAGAUCCUCCUCCGGCGCGCCCUCCUCUUCCUCGCUCGGCCACCGUGGGAGCAUCGCUCCUCCGCGAGUAUGCCUUGCACAUAGAUCCUUCGCACACCACCAACGAUAUCCACGCGAGCGAUUCUGCUCCCGGGACUGCCGACCUGUGUUUGGAGACGGUCCAGAAACCUGACAUACCUCGGGAGGGCGCUGCUGUCGCACCGUCUCCUCCACCACCCUCGCUGCCACGCCGGCAGACGGCCUCCCUGACGGGCCACCAUCGAAACGCGUUAUCGAGCGAUUCAAUCCCUCGUCAAACCCUUCUAAAAGCCCUCGCGUCUCGACCAUCCAUGUGCAACCAAACCUCAAACAUGCCGCUGGCGGCCACCUUGGGGCUGCUGAAUACGAACCCUAGUCCUUCCGACGAAACCGAGCGUCGGUCGAGCAAUUCCUCAUCACAAAUGCUUUCUGCUGCUCUAUCCAAUAUCCAGCUAGGUACAUAUCUGGAUCGUGCCCCCGCGACGGCACGGCUAGUCAUGCAAUCUCCGUGCUUCUUCCAUCAACGGUUCGAUGAUGCGGUGAAUAUCCAGAAAGUCCUGGAAGAGAUUGCGGACGAUGAGUGGCUAUCGCACUCGCGUCUGGUACAAACAGCGACAGGCGUCCGAGAAGUAUCCAAACAAUUGCAGCGGAGACCAAUCAAGCGCGCAGUGAGGAAUGUGAUGAUCGUCACUAAGGCGCGGGAUAACAGUCUCGUGCACCUGACCCGGGAAUUGGCGGAGUGGCUCCUGUACACCCCCCGCUACGGAAAGGAUAUUGGGGUGAAUGUUUAUGUCGAUGCCAAACUGCGAAAUUCCAAACGAUUCGAUGCGCAGGGGCUCCUGCAGAAGGAUCCCCGAUUCGAAAAGAUGUUACGCUACUGGACUCCGGAUCUCUGCUGGACGGCACCGGAGAAAUUCGAUCUCGUCCUCACUCUAGGGGGGGAUGGAACGGUGCUUUUCACAUCGUGGCUAUUCCAACGCAUUGUCCCGCCCGUCCUCUGCUUCUCUCUCGGGAGUUUAGGGUUCCUAACAAAUUUUGAGUUUGAGAACUACAAGGACCACCUGAAUGCAGUGAUGGGGGAUGUAGGUAUGCGGGUCAACCUGCGGAUGCGGUUUACCUGUACGGUCUUUCGCAAAGAUCGCAGCAAGGGAGCUGAAGCGGGUGCCGUUGAGGAAGGGGAGCAGUUUGAGGUGCUGAAUGAGCUGGUGAUUGAUCGAGGGCCGUCGCCAUAUGUGUCCAACCUUGAACUGUAUGCGGAUAAUGAUCUGCUCACCGUGGUGCAGGCGGAUGGGUGCAUCUUCUCUACCCCCACAGGUUCCACAGCAUACUCACUUUCGGCGGGCGGGUCUUUGAUUCACCCCUCUAUUCCUGGCAUCCUUCUUACCCCUAUCUGUCCACAUACCCUCUCCUUCCGUCCAAUGGUUCUCUCGGAUUCUCUACUCCUUCGGAUCGCUGUUCCCGCAGGGUCCCGGUCGACAGCGUACUGCUCGUUCGACGGCAAGGGUCGCGUAGAACUGCGCCAGGGCGACUACGUCACCGUCGAAGCUAGCCAAUACCCCUUCCCGACGGUUGUGGCUGGCAGUGGGGAGUGGUUCGAGAGCGUUCAGCGAGCGCUCCGAUGGAACACACGCGGUGCCGUUCAGAAGAGUUGGCACAGCGCCUCCGAUGCGGGCCUGGACCCGGCAGAGGACGAGGAGGAUGGUGAGUGGGACAUUGAUACCGAUGCCGGGUUGACCGGGACCGACAGUGGACUGGGAGUCAGCGAGGACGGCGACACGGGGUCGAUCAGUCCUCUCAAGCGCCAAAUGAGCAUGUUCAGCACGUAGGCAGCCUGCUUACAUUCACCCGAUCUUUCCGGGAUUCUUCUCUUUUCUGAUCCAUCUUGCUAUUUUUCCUCCCACGUGCGACACUGGAUGGCGCACUGGCAUACCAUUCUCGUUCCACGGAACAGCGACACUUUUUCGGCUAUAGCGACACUUGAUAGACUUUGGGAUAUGGUCGGUUGUCAUGGGGAAUCUCUAGACACUAUAUACACUUGACAUUUCGGGAAGACUCGAAGGGGCCUGUGAGAGGCGUUAGACGGGUAUGGUACGGCUAUAGAAAUUGGAGACUGUCCAGGCCGAUGCAAUAUAGCAUUGCCGACAUGCAAACCAU
Messenger RNA from Aspergillus sclerotioniger CBS 115572, 2800 nucleotides. RefSeq names its product putative NAD+ kinase Utr1. The record is from RefSeq and is a predicted model, not a curated record. NCBI's taxonomy places the organism in Eukaryota, Fungi, Ascomycota, Eurotiomycetes, Eurotiales, Aspergillaceae. Bases 487 to 2472 code for a protein of 661 amino acids. The transcript is spliced from 2 exons. Gene Ontology annotation, biological process: NAD+ metabolic process; NADP+ biosynthetic process. Gene Ontology annotation, molecular function: NAD+ kinase activity.